Molecule: messenger RNA, 468 nt
Organism: Eremomyces bilateralis CBS 781.70
Lineage: Eukaryota; Fungi; Ascomycota; Dothideomycetes; Eremomycetales; Eremomycetaceae
Exons: 3
Coding region: 1-468 (155 amino acids)
Source: RefSeq, a predicted model, not a curated record
AUGAAUUUCCACGUUGGGGUACCUCUAUUAGUGUCCGUCACUGCCCUGGAGAAGUGGAGAUCAGCAAAGAGUACUCAGGACAUAGUAAAGGUCCAUCACCGCGGAGUUCCAUUUGAGACCGCUAUUUUAUGGGCAGACCUAAAAGAAGGAGACAAUGACUCAAUUACAGCAAGCAAACUUUUAGCUAGGGACAUGAUGAUCGCAUGUCAGCAUUCAGCAAUCACCGAUUUCCGUGGCUUUACACGUGGGACCCUAGUUUCACUUCAUGCAAAAGUCAGCCACUCCUGCAUCCGGCCGAUGGACCGAGUCAAUAAUCCUGGCUGGGGUCCAGUAUUCAGCGGUUCAGUUGCGCGGCACAUAACCGGUCAAGUCGAACAAGCGGAGAUACUAGUCGCCCUGUAUGCUCCGCGCAGCAGAGCUCAUGCCCUCAGCAACGGGGACGGACUGACCACUAAAUGGUCGUCAUGA